AUGACUCUGAAGUCCGCGAAGAUUGACGAGAAGAGUUGCGGCGGCUACGCUUCGCCUAGUGAGAAGUGGGCGGCAUCAUCUUUUACUUGUUCAUGCUACCUUCUUGGCCUUGAACACGAUGAUCCUGCUCGUCAACAAGCCAUUGCGACCAAUAUUGACCUCGCAAUUACGUCCUUGUCCCGAAAAAAAGAGACGAUUGCGAAUCCGACACCGCACGUUGACUCCGCUUCAUCUUGGGCGCUAUGGUGUCAGCGUCAGUAA
Penicillium malachiteum is the source of this 261-nucleotide messenger RNA. RefSeq lists its product as uncharacterized. The record is from RefSeq and is a predicted model, not a curated record. The coding region runs from base 1 to 261 and encodes 86 amino acids. The transcript has a single exon. NCBI's taxonomy places the organism in Eukaryota, Fungi, Ascomycota, Eurotiomycetes, Eurotiales, Aspergillaceae.